Molecule: messenger RNA, 2799 nt
Organism: Python bivittatus (Burmese python)
Lineage: Eukaryota; Metazoa; Chordata; Lepidosauria; Squamata; Pythonidae
Gene: SNX11
Product: sorting nexin 11
Biological process (GO): vesicle organization; intracellular protein transport
Cellular component (GO): endosome
Molecular function (GO): phosphatidylinositol phosphate binding
Source: RefSeq, a predicted model, not a curated record
GUAGAGGUAUCACUGAGUGACAGAAAUUUCAGCCCGGAAACCUCGUUUCGCACCUUGGCACAGCUUCUUCAAACUGGUCGUGUUGGCUGGCGUUGAUGGGGGUGCAGCCCAAUACAUCUGGAGGGGAAAGUUGGCUUAUUGUUUGCUACUAAGCAGCCCUGCUUCCUGCUUGGGAGUAAAGUUCGCCAGGACGAGUGGGUGGAGUUGCUCAGAGGGCCCGGGCCGUGGCCUUUCCGCAAUGCUGGAGCGGCGGCCGUGGGCAUCGCGUGGGCCUCGCUGCUUUCCCCGGCCGCUGCGCCCGCCUUUUCGGCGUGCAGACAGAUGGCCGGAAGCAGCACGCCGGGUCGCCCCCGCCGCUUGAAGCUAAUCCUGCUCGUCCUGGGUGGCGCGCACCUGUCGGCGAGGGAGUGGAGGGGGAGACGGCCAGAACGGCAACGCUGUACUGCACAUAGGCGGAAAGGGCUCCUCGGGGCCCGCUGGAAAGGGCAGGGCGCAGAAGACUUUUCUCCAGCAGUCCAACUUGAUUUACUUUGUUUCAGUGUUGAGAGAAAGCAACAGCUGAUGGUUCUCAGGGAUUCAGAGCAGCUGCUACUAGCGGGCAGUUGGAGGGGGACAUUUGUCUCCUCAGAAACAGACGGUUUGUGAUCCUGACAGUUGGAAGGGCCCUGGAUGGAUGGAUACCUCACUUUUGGUGGGACCCGUCAGCAGGGAACCCCUGGGUUCUCUUUUCAUCAAGGGUUGUGGUGUAGGACAGCCCUUACAAUGCCUGAAACUCACAAGGAAACUGAUUCCAGAUGCUGCUGCCGCCACGUAGGAUAUUGACCAGAAGGAAGCAAUUUCACCUGCUGCAGCGCUCUUGUGAUGCUUUCCUCUGAGUUGUGGAAAUAGGAUGUUAGAAUAUCAAGAAGAAGAGGAGCUGACUACUGUGCGUGUCCAAGAUCCUCGAAUACACAAUGAGGGCUCAUGGAAUUCUUAUGUGGACUACAAAAUAUUUCUCCAUACCAAUAGUAAAGCAUUCACAGCCAAGACAUCUUGUGUGCGCAGACGAUAUCGUGAGUUUGUGUGGUUAAAGAAACAGCUGCAAAAAAAUGCUGGCUUGGUGCCUGUCCCAGAGCUUCCAGGGAAAUCUACCUUCUUUGCAGGCAACACUGAUGAAUUCAUUGAGAAACGAAGACAAGGACUGCAACAGUUCCUGGAGAAGACAGUACAGAAUGUUGUACUCCUUUCAGAUAGCCAGCUGCACCUUUUCCUCCAGAGCCAGCUCUCUGUGACAGAAAUUGAAGCUUAUGUGCAGGGUCGGGGCCCUAUGAGUGUCACUGAUGCCAUUCUCCGCUAUGCCAGGUCAAACUGUGGUUGGAUUCAGGAGAACCGUCAUUCAGCUUUGCUGGCCAUGCAGGACUUUGGCAGCAGUUUUGAUGGAGAGAGCCAAUUUGUCAAAAGCUCUAUGGAACCAUUCCCUCAUUGGAGUGAUGUCAACAUAGAUGACAAUGAACUGGAGAGUCCGUGUUCUGAGGAAGAUGACCAUCAACCCACAGAGCUGCUGCAGGCGGGUUCCACAGCAUCAAGUGACCAUAUCAACAAUUAGUGAGAAUAAAACAGUCUAUUCAGGAUGUGCUUGAAGUUCAGCAUAAACUUUUUGCCGCUUUGUUGAAAAUUACUUGGAUUAUUAGAAUUCCAGGGGAAAGUGUGUGGAUUAUCACUGGCGGCUUGUGUGUGAACAAGCCUGGGCCAGCAGAAUGUCUGAACAAUCAGAAUUGAGGCUUAUAAAUGCAGAGGUAGCUUUCCAGUAUGUUUUUUUCUGUUCUUGCCUCUUGGUCCUCCCUUAUCAAAACUGCAAGGUUUUCCUCAACUUUUUUGUACAUUUUGACAAGGUAUCCUGUAUAGGAAAAUGCUCUGGCUUGUUGACUAUGUUCUGUUCCCUCAUUCUCCAUAUCUAUAACUGGUAGUGUGUGUUGCAAACCCCAGCUGUCUUCUGUUAUUUUGUAGGUGUGUCAGAACUAUUUGCCUGGGGUAAGAUGUCCCUUUGUUAGAUGGUGCCAGAAAGCCCACCUGCUUGCCAUGGAUGCCAAAUCCACAUCUGGGCUCCCUUGGUGGAGUUGCACACAGCUGGGACAAAUGGCCAGGCAUCCUCCCCAACUCAUUAGUGCUGGAGCUGCUAAGAGGGGCAUAUUAUGAACAUACAAGGGAAACAAGGAAUGGGGAUCUGUAUUCUUCUUGCAUGUUAGGUGCACGUCUUGGGAAGAGUCUUUCCUGCUCUAUUUCAUUGCUUUGACACAGCACAUAACUUGACAGGGAGACAGUAAUAAACCACAUCAUAUGUGCUAAAAAGAAUUGUAGCUCUCUACCUCUGUGUUUUGGGUAGCAUACUUAACAGUCUUACCCCCAUUGUUAUAUCAGCAGCAGACCAGCAAUUCUGUAAGUCCAGAUAUUGCAGUUUGCAAAUUUCUUCUUUUGACUUGCCUGAUCUUUGAGCAGAAAAGAAUGUAGAAUUGAAAUCAAUGGACGCAAAAGGGCUGGAAGAGCCUGGUUGAGAUGUCUCCAUCCCUUUCUUUUUCUCCCCCCCCUUCCACACGCUCCAUAUGAGAAGCUACAUAGCAGACCCAUGUCUCUCCCCCAGUUCUUGUCCUUUAAACUGGGCAUGGAAACUCAAAUAUCAGGGCAAUUUCUGCCAUGGGCGAAUUUCAUUCUAGGGGCAGUGGCUUCUUUCUGCUUAACUAAAGUACUUAAGUUUUUUUGUCUUCUUUGUGUUCCCUUCUCUCAUGACAACAAUCUCAAUAAAAUGUGUGUGAAAGCAGAAUA